This is a messenger RNA of Lachancea dasiensis, 630 nucleotides long. The record is from the annotation of a GenBank genome assembly. NCBI's taxonomy places the organism in Eukaryota, Fungi, Ascomycota, Saccharomycetes, Saccharomycetales, Saccharomycetaceae.
AUGAGUUUUAGAGGAGGUAACAGAGGAGGCCGCGGUGGAUUUGGUGGUGGCCGUGGCGGCCGUGGUGGCUUCGGAAGACCUGUGCAACAGGGACCUCCGGACCAGGUUCUCGAAAUGGGUAGUUAUGAGCAUUCUUGUGAAGACGAAAUCGUGUGUCGUUCGAUCAAUACCAAGAUUCCAUAUUUUAACGCACCCAUCUACUUGGAAAACAAGAGCCAAGUCGGUAAGGUUGACGAGAUUCUAGGGCCUUUGAACGAAGUGUUCUUCACGGUCAAGUGCUCCGAGGGUGUUCAAGCGUCCAGCUUUAAGAAAGGCGACAAAUUCUACAUUGCUCCAGACAAACUGCUGCCCAUUGAAAGAUUUUUGCCCAAGCCUAAAGUCGCUGGCCCACCAAAACCAAAGAAGAAGAGAGCACCUGGCGCUCCAGGGGGACGUGGAGGCCGCGGUGGUAGCCGUGGGGGCUUUGGCGGUGGUCGCGGCGGAGCCCGUGGUGGCUUCGGUGGUGGCCGCGGUGGAAGCCGUGGUGGAUUUGGCGGUGGACGCGGAGGUGGUCGCGGUGGAUUUGGCGGUGGCCGCGGUGGAGGCCGUGGGGGGUUCAGUCGCGGUGGGGGACGCGGCGGAAGAUUCUGA